AUGUCUGCCCUCCUCCUCACAGCCUUUCUUGCCCUUACCUUCGUCGCCUACCGCCGCCUCCACUACCACCGCUUCCAACAAUAUGCCCACAUCCCCCAACCCCCCACCUCCCUCAUCUGGGGGCACAUGUCCCUCCUCCACAAAUUCAUGUCCCAAAACAGCCUCCCUUCAGACAGACACAUCGACCUCGUCCUCCUCGAAAUCUGGCACUCCCUCAACAACCCGCCCUUAUUCCUCAUCGACUUGAGACCCGUUGGGCCCUGUUUGUGUAUUAUCGCCUCUCACCAUCUAGCUGAACAAAUAUCCCGCCCUUCCUCCCUGUCUGGCAAGCACGACUUCCCCUACAGCGUUCCCAAGUCUUAUACCCUCGGUGACCUAAAACCGUUGGUCGGACACGACAGUAUCAUUAUUAAAGAGGGACAGGAAUGGAAGGACUUACGCAAGAGGUUUAACCCGGGGUUUGCGCCGGGGCAUUUGAUGGGUUUGUUACCGGUUGUCACGGAAAAGGUGUGGAUGUUUAUGAGGCUUUUGGAACAGGUUGCUACUGACGGUCAAGAAAAGGUGGUGAAACUGGAUAUGUUGACGCAAGGGCUGACGGUGGAUGUUAUUGGCGAGGUGGUGAUGGAGGUUGAUGUUGGUGCGCAGGAGGAACUUUUGGGGAAGGCGGAUUUGAGUGAGGACGCUGCUGCUGCUGCUGUUGCUGGUGCUGAAGAGGAGGAUGAUGAUUUGGCGGCAGGGAUGGGAACAAAAGGGGGAGAAGGGGGGGACGGCAGAGAAGAAAAAGGACAAAUGUCCAACUUCACCAAAAUCUACUACCGCCUCAUAACCUCCUACGCCGCCGAAGGUAAACCGCCCAUCGAAUGGUUACAGCUUUUCACCAAACCGUUCAGUCGUCGUCGGAGACAGGUUUUGUCGCAGAGAGUCGAUACUUUCCUGAGGGAAUUUGUGCAGAGGAAACACUUGGAUGAGUUUCACUCCUCCAACCCAUCUUCUCACCACCAGCAACCGCCCAAGACAACCACUGCCCCCAAAUCCCGUUCGAUCUUGUCCCUCUCCCUAAGCGAGCAGGAAAAUUCACCCACUCUCCCUCCCAAAAUUCUCUCAACAACAACCGACGCCCUCAAAACGUUCCUCUUCGCAGGCCACGACACCACCGCCAUCUUAAUCGGUUGGAUCCUCUAUUACCUCUCCAUCUGUCCGCGGGCCCACAGCCGCAUAUCUUCCGAACUUGACUCAAUAUUCAAACCAGGUGCUUCCCCUUCGGAAAUUAGGACCCAGCUGUCAGGCUCGGAGGGUCCGGAGAAGUUGAAUAGAAUGGUUUAUACACAUGCUGUUGUCAAGGAGGCGUUGAGGUUGCAUCCGCCUGCGGGCACGGCGAGGAGGGCGGACGUUGGUUCGGGUUUCGUGGUAACUGAGCCUGCUUUUUCCUCUUUCUCUGUCGGCGGUCAAGGAAAGGGUGGGAGACAAGGACAAGGACGAGGAGGCCAAUGGAACCUCGACGGAAUGGUCCUCUACAACUGCGCGACCAUCAUCCAUCGCGAUCCCGAGGUUUAUGGCGAGACAAAAGAUGAGUUUUGGCCUGAGCGAUGGUUAUCCGAGUCUGAUUUUGAAGGCAAAGGCGAAAUCCCACCAGGAGCAUGGCGUCCCUUUGAGCGCGGCCCUCGCGACUGCAUCGGUCGCGACCUGGCGAUUAUCGAGGCAAAGGUCGUUGUUGCUUUGGUGCAUGGACGGUAUGAUUUUGUUAAGGUUGGGUUGGGGGAGAAGGUGUUGGUACCUCAAGACGGUCAAGGGUCUGAUGAGUACAUGGAGGGGAAGCAGCCGGUGCACGUGGUGGAUGGGACGGGGUGUUGUGUGGUUAAGGAAAAGUUGUAUACGAGGAGACAGGUGACGGCGAGGGCGGCGGAUGGGAUGCGGAUGAAGGUCAGGUUGGCGAGGGGGGUGGUGGGGGGUUUGGAGGGAUGA
Molecule: messenger RNA, 1962 nt
Organism: Sordaria macrospora k-hell
Lineage: Eukaryota; Fungi; Ascomycota; Sordariomycetes; Sordariales; Sordariaceae
Molecular function (GO): oxidoreductase activity, acting on paired donors, with incorporation or reduction of molecular oxygen; iron ion binding; heme binding
Source: RefSeq, a predicted model, not a curated record